AUGCCGAGGAUGAAACAAAAAAGCGUUCUGAGGAUCACAGUACGCCGACUUAUAUCGGCCAUCGAAUUGCGUCAGCCACAUCCCAUGCAAAUAGACCCAAACCUGGGUAUACACCAGUUUCUUUCACCGACGCGAGAUUACCUGGUGUAUAACCAGGUUUGGGCCCCAACACUAUUUGCAUGGGAUUUGCAUGGGAUGUGGCCGACGCAAUUCGAUGACCGAUAUAAGCCGGCGUACUGUGAUCCUCAGAACGCCUCUUUGUUUCAUCUUCGGCAUCGCCGUGAGAUCGAUAGAAACCUAGAGAACCGGAUGCAUUCAAAGUGGCCUUCACUUACUUCGGAUGAUCACAUCUUCUGGAACAACCAGUGGAUUAAACAUGGAUAUGUGAAGUACAAGGUUAAUGAGAAACCAACACCACAGACUCUUAUUCCGAAAAACAUCAUUUUGAUCAUACCAACAAUUGGCAAAGGGAUGAAUUCUAAGGUGGGAGCAAAGAUAUCACAGGUUGGACCCAAGCCGACUGGUGUUGCGGGGUCGAAUGGGAGGGUGUAUGGGAGGGGAUCUUAUGCAACAACAUUAAAAGAUGGAAGCGCUAAGGGUUGGAUUUAUUUUCACGGUGAUCGGUGGUUUGCAAAUAUCUGGAAGGGAAAAGAAAAUGGAAAGGGGUGCUUUUACACUGGUGAUGCCUUUUUUGGCAAAGACAGAUGGCGGCUUGGAACGAGUGAACCUAUCAGUCAGAAAGUGUCUCCUUUAAAGGUUUUGGAUAAUGUCAAUCUACUGCAUAAGAGUAAUAAGUCCUAUCUGCCUCUAUGUUGCAACAAGGAUUCAGAACUUAAGUCUUCCAAUACCAGCUUAGAAGACUGUUCAAGAUCUUUUUCUGGUUUUAGUUUUCCUGAUGAGGACAGUUUAACACAUGACGGACCUUUCUCGACCCUUGAAGUGCUUGAAGUGAGAAUUCCACCUCGUAUUGAUAGUUUCAUGUCUUCUCCUGAAAGCAAUCUGAUUGAAGAUGAUUUGGAUAGUCCAGACUCAACUUUUGAGGAUGAUCAGCAUCCAGGCUAUGACUGUUCUGUAAAGGGAGCUCCUGAAUUAAACACAAAGUCCGAUGAUGCCUUUUUUUUGGCAAUUUCAAAGACGGAUGGCGGCUUGGAACGAGUGAACUAG
This is a messenger RNA of Vicia faba (fava bean), 1164 nucleotides long. Lineage: Eukaryota; Viridiplantae; Streptophyta; Magnoliopsida; Fabales; Fabaceae. The record is from the annotation of a GenBank genome assembly.